AUGAGCAAUUUAAAUGAUACAUCGGCCAUCCGUCAACAGAGAUCUGAGAACAACUCGGUCAGCAGUAAUGACUGGGAUAUGGCAAAUGAUGUGUUUGUGUCCUGCUACGAGGACCCGAUGGCAAUCCACGGGGAGAUGGACUCCGUGCAGCCCGUCUUGGACAGACACCUGCCGCUGAUCCGAGCGGACCAGCACGAUAGCAUUCUGAUGGGCCUAGUGGAGGAGCAGUACUCGGGCUACCACUCUCAUCCAGAGUCCGCCACGGGAUAUCUGGACGUGGACUCAAACUACACGGAAAGUGACGGGAGCGUGAGCACAAAGAAACGGAACCGGUCCAACAGUUCCAGACAGCGCGGGGAGGUCGUGACGGAGCUGGGACCCGAGGAGGUGCGCUGGUUCUACAAAGAGGACAAGAGGACCUGGAAGCCUUUCGUCGGGCAUGAUUCUUUAAAAAUCGAGAAGAUUUACAGGCGCUUUUGCGAGUUAAACCCAGACAAGGUUAAGCGACGCGUCCCUUCUGACGCAGAGCUUGACUUGACCGAAAUACAAGUGGAGAACGCGUCAACAGAGGCGGCAGCCGCUCAAGCGGACCCGGCUGUGGCGGAACGCAGUUCCGUUUCGGAUGAGAGGAUUGUGGACGGAAACGGCGUCAACGUGGAAGCGGUGUGCGUCCGAGGGGGGCUGUACGAGGUGGACGUCAAGGAGAAGGAAUGCUACCCCGUCUAUUGGAACCAACAAGACCGUAUCCCGGUGAUGCGCGGCCAGUGGUUCAUCGACUGCACCUGGCUGCCACUGGAGGAAGACGAGAGCGACGCCAUCGAGCUGGAGCACCUGGCCCGUUUCCGGGGGCAACAGAUGCGGGACACCUACGAGCCGGAGGAGGCGGCCGCCAUAGCGACGGCCGCAGCGGCCGCAGCGCUGGAGACCAAGGAUGCUGUUCACAGUCUGAAGCUGAGCAGGAGUCAUGUGGACUGGCACGGCGUGGAUGAGGUCUACCUGUACAGCGACGCCACCACCUCCAAGAUCGCCCGCACCGUCACCCAGAGACUGGGCUGGUCCAAAUCCUCGAGCAGCGGCACACGCCUCCACCGGGGCUGUGUGGAGGAGGCGGCCCCGGAGGACACGCCCCCGGAGACCACCCACAUUGUGUUUGUGGUCCACGGCAUCGGACAGAAGAUGGACCAGGGACGCAUCAUCAGAAACACCAGCAUGAUGCGAGACGCUGCCAGGAAGAUGGAGGAGAAGCACUUCUCCAACCGGACCACUGAACACGUGGAGUUCCUCCCUGUAGAGUGGAGGUCUAAACUGUCCCUGGACGGAGACACGGUGGACUCCAUCACCCCAGACAAGGUGCGCGGGCUGCGGGACAUGCUCAACAGCAGCGCCAUGGACAUCAUGUACUACACCAGCCCACUGUACCGCGACGAGAUCACGCGGGGCCUCACGCUGGAGCUGAACCGCCUCUACACGCUCUUCUGCACCCGCAACCCCGAGUUCCAGGAGAGCGGCAAGGUGUCCAUCGUGUCCCACUCGCUGGGCUGCGUCAUCACCUUCGACAUCAUGACGGGCUGGGACCCCGUGCGCUUCCACCACCAGGAGGCCCCGGACCCCGAGGAGACGCGCGCGCGCUGGCCCAGCCACGAGGAGCGCCACCUGCAGGAGCAGCUGCGCCUCACGCGCCUCCGGUACGGCCGCAGGUUGAGGGACCUGGAAGACCAGUUCCAGGGUUUACAAACCUCUUCGUUUGAGGCUGUCCCAGCCUUGAAAUUCAAGGUGGAGAACUUCUUCUGCAUGGGCUCCCCGCUGGCGGUGUUCCUGGCUCUGCGCGGGAUCCGGCCCGGGAUCUUAGGCACCCAGGACCACAUCCUGCCCAAGUCCAUCUGCCAGCGCCUCUUCAACAUCUUCCACCCCACGGACCCCGUGGCAUACAGACUGGAACCCCUCGUUUUGAAGCACUACAGUAACGUUGCCCCUGUCCAGAUCAACUGGUAUAACACAGUCAACCCCACGCCCUACGACCACAUCCGGCCGACACUGAUCAACCCUCUGAAGGAGAGCACCUCCGUCUCGGACUCCGACAGCCUGCCCAGCCCGUGCACCUCCCCGCCCCAGGGCCGCCGGCACUACGGAGAGUCCAUCACCAGCCUGGGGAAGGCCAGCUUCAUGGGCGCUGCGAGUAUCGGGAAGGGGAUCAGUGGGAUCCUCUUCUCCCGGUUUUCCCGCUCCAGCGGCCAUGUGGGAGGGCUGGAGGAGGAGCCGUCCGACCUGGAGUGCGGAGCCCCAGAGGGGGGGAGUGUGGAGGGGUCAGGGGAGGAGGAGGGGGGCGGAGCAGGGUUGCUGCUGUUGGAGGCGGAAGAGGAAGAGGAGGAGCAGAAGGAGGCGGAGCCUAUCAUGUGUCCGUCUCCGUCGGCCAUAUUGGACAGCACCUCAGUGGAGCUGGAGCAGCGCGUGGACUUCGAGCUGCGGGAGGGCAUGGUGGAGAGCCGCUACCUGACGGCGGUGACCUCCCACACGGCCUACUGGUGCUCCUACGACGUGGCGCUCUUCCUGCUCACCUUCAUGUACCGGCAGCAGGAGUACCCGGAGCCCCACCACGCAGAGCAGUCCUAACACACACACACACACACACACACACACACACACACACACACACACACACACACACACACACACACACACACACACACACACUGGCAUCUUAGCACACACACACACACUGGCAUCUUAACACACACACACACACACACACACACACUGGCAUCUUAACACACACACACUGGCAUCUUGACACACACACACACACACACACACACACUGGCAUCUUGACACACACACACACACACACACUGGCAUCUUGACACACACACACACACUGGCAUCUUAACACACACACACACUGGCAUCUCAACACACACACACAUUGGCAUCUUGACACACACACACACACACACACUGGCAUCUUGACACACACACACACACACACACUGGCAUCUUAACACACACACUGGCAUCUCAACACACACACACACAUUGGCAUCUUGACGGACGCACAGGCGUCUUAACGCGCGCAUAGAUGCAGGCAUCUCAACACACACACACACAGGAAUCUUAACACACACACAGGCAUCUUAUUACGCACCCACACACACACGCACACAUCAUCUUAACACACACACAGGCAUCUCAAUGCGCACACACACACAAAGCAUCUCAACACACACACACACACACAGCAUCCCAACACACACACACAGGCAUCUUAACGUGCACACACACACACAUACACAGGCAUCUUGACGCACACAUGCAACCAUCUUUGUUCUCUCAAACAGACGCAUAUACAUGCACGUCUUAAUGCCCCAAGUCAUCUUAAUGCGCCGAUACAUAUACACAUACAGAACAAACAGGGAACUUCACAUAAACACACCCUAACCCUUUAACACAAUAAAACACACCCAAUCGCCAUCAUAACAAAACACAUAUGCAUGCACACACACAAACACACAAACACAAAGGCGAAGAAGGGACGUGUAAUAAGAUCAUUUAUUCUUGACAAUAAUUUAUUUAUCGUUUAGUCCUGGGUUUAAAGCAGAUGUUUGAACCGGUAUUUUCCUGUAGUAUGUGAUAGUUGUCUUUUUUACCGAGGAAUCUGGUCGUGAAACAGCCUACACGACUCCUCAAAAAAUAAGCAGACAUAAUAAUGAUCAUUUCAGCCCAAUUUUCACUAUUGCGUUUUGUACAGUUAAGAAAGUCAUCAACUCAUGCCAAUGAGUGAAUGAAAAUGACCCUUGUUAACAACCUGAACCCUGACACACAAACAUGCAUUUGUACAAUCAUAAUAAAUACACACUACAUAAAUGUGGUAACACACAUUUAGACAUGCAGUACACACACUCAGCCCCACAACUCACACCACAAAUUUCCCUCUGAAUGGAUGCCUCCCUUUUUUGAUAUAACCUUUAACCUUUUGACCUCGAAUGCAGCAGACGUACACUGUGGACUUAUUUAUUGUUCAUUCGUUGAUCCUGUUUGUUCUCCUGAUAAUGAAUUGUUAGCUUGUAUUCCCUGCUGUCUUUACCUUGUUCUUUCGCUGUCAUCAUGGACGUUGUGUCCGUUCUAUACGGCAGUCCUCCUGUGCUCCUUAACCCCUUAGGUUUGAUCCGAUAUUUUAUCUGUAGUUGUAGGACACUGUGGAAAUCUCACAAUACAACCUCCCUCCAUUACAGUUCAUACGAGGUCAUGGAUUCUGAGAACAGAAAUGGUCAAAAUCGAGAAUUCAGAUGAAUAGAAUAGGCAAUAUUUUUUGUUCUUGUUGGUUCACAACAGUUUUUUUUUUGUUUAAUGUAGGGAGUGAAUCCUAGAAGCCAUACUAUCAUGUUUACCUUCAGCAAACUGCAGUUGAAUGAUCCUCACACAUAUACGGUGGCCAAAAUGAUUGUUUUCUUGACUAGAAUCGUAGCUUUAUAAGCACACGUAAAGUUUGCCGACCAUCCGAAACAUUUCCACAUAAACCAACAAACGGCUUAAUGACAUGUCUGACGGGGUCAAAUAUCACAGAUAUAGUUCUCUGGGUGAAGAUUGUUUUUACCGAUAUCUUGGUGCAAAUCCUAUUUGGCACUGGAUUAAACGAAGCAUGAAACGGUUGUGUGUGGAGAGCACACACAACCAGGCUUUGCUACUACGAUUCAAUAAAAAAAUCACGAUUAGCAUGCUAGUGUAGCGUGCACGAGGUUUGGAACGCGCCCCCACCCCCCCCUUCCACCCCCCCAGUCCUAGUGCAUCUAGACCUCAGUGAACCGGGAGGUCUUACCUUUACCACGACAAAACUUUCAGCCAAAAGACGUUGACUAUUUUUCUACCAAUUUACCGUUUACGUUAUUUUGUUUCCUACUUGGCUGUUCGAUUUGCUCUUGCUGUUUAGCCAUUCUUAUAAUAAUAAAGGUUGAACAACUUGAAAGGUCUUACAUAUGUCCUACACUACUUGUGUACCCUGUUUACAUAAUGUCUGCUAAUGGAAGAUGAACUGAACGGUUUGGGCCUGUUCGUGUGCCAUAUCCAAAUGUAAUUACUGUUGCUAUUUGCGUCACCUUUUUAUGUUUUGUUUCGCAAGAGGAAGUGGAGAGAAAUGCACUCUUUUAGUGUGUUAAAAUAAAGUUCUUGUUGGAUUGAGACCAGUUCUUGGUUCAGGAGUAUGAGUACUCCAUGAAACUUCACCAAGUUCUGAAUGAACAACAAAUUAACUGGGACUUGUCGUUGCUACCUAACUUUAUUUUUUGUGUAUCUUGUGUUGUUUCUGUUUUGUUUUAAUACUUCCUGUUAUGUUAAAGUGCCAUUUUGUUUCCCAACUGAGGCCACUCCAAUAACACAUCUGUCUUUAAAUUACUCGCAGUAAGAGUCGAUGAGCCCAAAGCCUCUGUGUGAAAUCUGUACGAUAAACCGGCCUUCAUGCUAACCCCUUUGUACCUUCUGUGUCGACUGUUCCUAAUUUAAUUAUGUGGUGCUUUUACCUUGGUAAUACUUUGUAAAUAUUUCAUUUUUUCAUUAAAGUAGACUUCUGCACCUUCUCUCUAACAA
Messenger RNA from Gadus macrocephalus (Pacific cod), 5574 nucleotides. RefSeq names its product DDHD domain containing 1b (gene ddhd1b). Gene Ontology annotation, molecular function: glycerophospholipase activity; metal ion binding. The record is from RefSeq and is a predicted model, not a curated record. The transcript has 13 exons. Lineage: Eukaryota; Metazoa; Chordata; Actinopteri; Gadiformes; Gadidae. Gene Ontology annotation, cellular component: cytoplasm. The coding region runs from base 1 to 2610 and encodes 869 amino acids.